AUGUCUAAAAAGUAUAAUAAGUAUAUCAAAGAUGCUACUGGAAAAGAAAUUGAUAAAAAUGUUAUAGAAAGAUUAGUUGCAGAAAGAGAAUCAAUCAAAGAUAAAAUAAUUCAAUUAGAAACUGAUAUUAAUGGAAUAAAAAAUAACACGGGUGGAAAUUAUCAAAAUCUUUCUAAUCAAUUCCAUCAAGAUGCCAAAGUUAAGGCUCAUUAUGCCAAAACUUUCGGGACAACUGGUAUUGCUUACAAAGAUAAUAUUUACAAAGCAAAUAUCAAUGGAACUGAAUAUGAAAUAACCGAAGAACAA
Messenger RNA from Racocetra fulgida, 306 nucleotides. Lineage: Eukaryota; Fungi; Glomeromycota; Glomeromycetes; Diversisporales; Gigasporaceae. The record is from the annotation of a GenBank genome assembly.